Molecule: messenger RNA, 1485 nt
Organism: Aspergillus bombycis
Lineage: Eukaryota; Fungi; Ascomycota; Eurotiomycetes; Eurotiales; Aspergillaceae
Product: putative MFS transporter
Exons: 3
Coding region: 1-1485 (494 amino acids)
Biological process (GO): transmembrane transport
Cellular component (GO): membrane
Molecular function (GO): transmembrane transporter activity
Source: RefSeq, a predicted model, not a curated record
AUGGCUGACACAAAAUCAUUCCCCGACCCGGCUGGGGACCCAGAAGCUAAAAAGGAUGUCAUUGAGGAAGAGAUCCCAAUGGAUGAGCGAACGCUAAAGCUCGACCGACAAACAGUUAUGAGGCUGGACAUGGUGCUGAUGCCGAUGACACUCAUGUUGUAUCUUCUGGCUUGGCUGGACCGUGCAAAUGUUGGAAAUGCACGAGUGGCCGGUCUGCAAAAAGACUUGAAUUUGACUGAUCUACAAUACAAAACAGCCAUUACCGUGACAUAUGUUCCUUACGUGAUCUCCGAACUCCCCUCCAAUCUCCUGCUGAAGAUCAUCGGGCCUCGCAUCCUUCUGCCUACGCUGUGCACCCUCUGGGGAAUGGUCACAACAGUCCAAUCUCAAGUGCACAACUAUUCCGGCUUCCUCGCCUGCCGAUUCUUUCUGGGCCUUCUCGAAGGAGGCCUCUUUCCUGGCAUUGUGCUUUUUCUGUCUAACUUCUAUCGCCGCCACGAGCUGCAAGUUCGCAUCGCGCUCUUCUUCUCCGCCGCUUCCCUGAGUGGUGCUUUCUCGGGUUUGUUGGCUGCCGCCAUCCAGCAGAUGAAUGGCCUGCGGGGAAUGAAGGGAUGGCAGUGGAUCUUCUUGCUCGAAGGCCUUUUCACAGUUUGCUUCGGCCUCUUCGCGUUCCUAGUGCUACCCAACGGCCCGGAAAAGGUGAUCACAUUCCGCCCUGAGCACACAGAGCGAUGCAUCGCCCGGCUGCAACAAGACGGCAACAAAUUUGAGACCGAAACCAAGGUCUCCUUCAAAGAAGUCAUAUCCGUCCUGAAGGACCUCCAUGUGUGGAUCGCAUGUCUCAUCCUCUUCUGCAACGGCGCGUGUCUCUUCGGUCUCGCGUACUUCUCACCGUCCAUUGUGCAAGCACUCGGAUACAGUUCCACCAAGACGCAACUCAUGACCGUGCCACCGUACGCCUGCGGAUUCGUCGUGACCAUGAUAACAGCAUACUUCUCCGACCGCUAUCAGCAGCGCGGCAUCGGUGCCUUCGUUACCAGCGGCAUUGCUUUGAUCGGUGCGGCACUAGCCAUCAAUGGCCGCAGUAUCGGCAUUCGCUACGCUGCCCUGGUGCUCCUCCUGACUGGUGUGUAUUCGUGCGCACCUUGUUUGAUUAGCUGGGUGCCCAAUAACACGGCCGGCCAUGUACGGCGCGCAACUGCCGUCGCUAUGGCGUUCAUUGCGACGAAUUGCGGCGGGAUCAUGAGCACCUGGAUCUAUCCUGAGAAGUCUGCGCCGUACUAUGAGCUGGGAUCCCGGUUUAAUCUCUCCUUGACGGUGAUUGCGAUGGCGCUUGUGGUGGCGCAGGUUGGUUUGUUGCGGAUGUUGAAUCGCAGGAAACAGAGCGAUCCAGUGGGAUUGUUGAGGGGUGUAGAGGACCUGCCAUAUGAGGAGCAGUUGGACAAAUUGGGGGAUAGACAUCCGAGGUAUAAGUAUACCUACUAG